AGCCGCUCCGGGUGACCAGGCAGGGGAUACGAGCUGCUUGUGUGUGUGUGUGCGACUUCGAAAGGACUGGGAUCAAAACCUCCUUACCAUCAAUGCCAAGUCCCACACAACGCCUGCCUGCCUGCCUGCUGCUGCCUUCCCCUGUGGGGUAAAUCCAUUCAGAUGAGAGAUCCGCCGGGGAUCGAGCCUCACUAGAUGUCCCAAUGCCUUACGGUAACGGUGAGUCGGGUGGACACCCCAUGUACAAUCUCAGCAGGCAAAUGGACAGCUCCAACUCCUCACUCCACAGCAUCAGUGGCCACCGAAGCUCCUCAAUGUUUUUGGAAGUGAACGAAGACACGGGUGAUGCUCGCUACUCUCCAGUUUCACUCCAGCAAGAGGUUAAUAAUGGAUCAGGAGUACCAACCAGUCCUGAGGCGGACAAAACUCACUCCACCUUCCAGGUCAACAAUCCCCCCAUGGCAGGCUCGGAGACUAAUAGAAACAAUGGGUCGGUUUGUUUUUACCGACCUUACCUGACUAAGACUAGCCUGCAGGGAGACGUAUACAACUUCUUGGAAAGGCCCAGCGGAUGGAAGUGCUUCACGUAUCAUUUCACCGUGUUCCUGAUGGUGUUGAUUUGUUUGAUCUUCAGUGUACUAUCUACGAUAGAGUACUAUGCUGAUUUUGCCACCGGAACACUCUUUUGGAUGGAAAUUGUACUUGUGGUGUUUUUUGGUGUAGAAUAUAUGGUACGGCUGUGGUCUGCAGGCUGCAGAAGUAAAUACAUUGGCAUCAAAGGGAGGAUUCGGUUUGCCAGAAAACCAAUUUCAAUUAUAGAUCUGAUUGUAGUGAUUGCGUCUAUUAUAGUACUCAGUGUUGGAUCAAAUGGCCAGGUGUUUGCCACAUCAGCUAUCAGGGGAAUUCGUUUCCUCCAGAUCCUUCGGAUGCUGCAUGUAGAUCGUCAAGGUGGCACUUGGAGACUUCUCGGAUCAGUUGUUUUCAUUCAUCGGCAGGAACUUAUAACAACACUGUACAUUGGAUUUCUGGGACUUAUCUUUUCUUCCUACUUUGUGUAUCUGGCUGAGAAAGAUGCAGUUGAUCAGGACGGUAAAACUGGCUUUGGAAGUUACGCUGAUGCCUUGUGGUGGGGUGUGGUAACAGUUACAACAAUUGGAUAUGGUGACAAAGUUCCACAGACGUGGAUUGGAAAGACAAUAGCAUCUUGUUUCUCUGUGUUUGCUAUAUCAUUCUUUGCACUUCCAGCAGGUAUCCUAGGAUCUGGAUUUGCUCUUAAGGUCCAACAGAAACAACGUCAAAAGCACUUCAGUAGACAAAUUCCUGCUGCUGCUUCCCUCAUUCAGACCCUAUGGAGAUGCUAUGCCGCAGAGAAAUCCCAUAGCUCCACAGCUACAUGGAAGAUAUAUGUGAUGUCUCCUAAUCAUUACAGCAAAACCUCAGCAGCGCCAUCCAGUCCAAAUGUGAGAAAACAGCAAAAAAGAUACAAAAAAAAUGCAAGCCAGGACGUGAUAAUGGGGGAGCAAUCGUGAUGAACUGGAGAGAACGCACUCUCAGUUCCACAGAUAACUUAUGACCACAUUGAUGAAAAGGAAGACAAGAAGGAAAUUACCUACUUUAUUGAUGAGCCAGCAGGUCUUGCAAGGAUGUUUAGACAAUCGGUGAGGAAACGUGCCAUUGAAGGGAACCCAAAUGACAUUUCACGGACCAACAGCUUCGCUGAUGAGAUGGAUUUGAUGGGUGACGAAUCACCGCUGCCCAUAGUGACAGAUGUAUCGCAACUGACGGAAGCGCACAGAGCAGCUGUAAAAGUCAUUAGACGUAUGCAGUAUUUUGUAGCCAGGAGAAAAUUUCAGCAAGCUCGAAAGCCUUACGAUGUGCGAGAUGUUAUCGAGCAAUACUCUCAAGGUCACCUGAACAUGAUGGUACGGAUCAAGGAACUGCAAAGAAGAUUGGACAAUUCCCUAGGAAAGCCUGCGCUAUUUCUUUCAGAAAAGGGUCUAGACAAGGGUUACUACACCGUGGGAGCCAGACUGAUCCGAUUGGAGGAUAAGAGAAACUCCUUUAUUCUCUCCUCAAUUUCCCCCAACCCAAUGACGUGGCUGAAGCUGAGAAGGUCAGUUCACACUUUACCAUGUUAUUCUAAACAGAGUCUCUCAAUGAAGCCUGAAAAGAAAGCACACAGUACACUACCAUUCAGUUUGGCUGCAGAGCAGUUCAAAUAUUUCCCCAGAAUGAGCCGAAACAUUUUUCAGGGGAAAGAUUGUUGUACCUCCAAGCAGAAGCUAAUCGAUGGCCAGCUAUUAAAUUCAAGAAAUGAAGGAAUAAGAAGGGACAAGCAGCUGAAGGUCACACAGAUGGAGCAAAAGCUAGAGGACAUCCUGAGCAUCCUGAAAGAUCAGCUUGCCACACAACAGCUGCCACAGCCUUCAGGGUCUUCAUCACCAACCACCAAACGCCUCAACUCCACCUCUGAGGCACCAAAAGAAAGCCCAAAAGAAUAA
Messenger RNA from Callorhinchus milii (elephant shark), 2501 nucleotides. It is a transcript of the gene kcnq1.2, whose product is annotated as potassium voltage-gated channel, KQT-like subfamily, member 1.2. Gene Ontology annotation, molecular function: voltage-gated potassium channel activity. Gene Ontology annotation, biological process: potassium ion transport; transmembrane transport. Gene Ontology annotation, cellular component: voltage-gated potassium channel complex; membrane. The record is from RefSeq and is a predicted model, not a curated record. NCBI's taxonomy places the organism in Eukaryota, Metazoa, Chordata, Chondrichthyes, Chimaeriformes, Callorhinchidae.